AUGUCAAAAGAUCUCGAGACAGGUGAGCCCAUGGCGCCUGUGCUAGAUGAGAAACCUCAGCAUCCGCGAUCGUUCCUCUCGAAAAUCCGACUUCGUUUGCCCGGCCAAACAGCUCCCUUUACGCAUCCAGCCGGCCAAUUCAAGUCCGACGAUAGCAAUAUUGUAGACUUCGACGGGCCGGAUGAUCCGUAUCGCCCUAUCAAUUGGAGCUUCAAGAAAAAGGCCCUCACGACGAUUCUCUAUGGAAUGACGACUAUGGGCGCGACCUGGGCGAGUUCGAGUUACUCGCCCGCGGUCCCCGAUAUCGAGAAUGAGUUCCAGAUCGGCGAGGUCACGGCGACACUCGGCACAGCACUCCUUCUCUUCGGCUUCGGUCUCGGUCCCAUUCUCUUCGCGCCUCUCUCGGAAUUCUAUGGACGCAAAAAAACCCGUCUUGGUACCUUACUUUGUUUCGAUCAUACCGUUAUGAUCACCCGUUUCUUCUCUGGCUUCUUCGGUGGUGCUCCGAUCACCAACACUGGUGGUGUGCUUGCCGACAUCUGGACCCCCAAGCAGCGUGGUGCGGCGAUGGUCGCGUACGCAAUGGCCCUUGUCGGCGGACCGGUUAUAGGCCCCAUCGUUGGUGGAGCGAUCGUUGACAGCAACCUGGGAUGGAGGUGGACCGAAUAUAUCACAGGCAUUCUUCAAAUCACCAUGUUCACACUGGCAGUAGUAUUUAUUGACGAGACUUACGCCCCGGCCCUGCUGGUCUACAAAGCUCAACGGCUCCGCAUAAUGACUGGGAACUGGGCUCUACACGCGCGACAUGAAGAGAUCGAUGUUCAUUUCAGCGACUUGGCCGAUAAAUAUCUCCUGCGUGCCGGUGUCAACAUUCUGAACCAAAAGUUCUACCUGAAAAAGUUUCAGGAAAAUGGUAACAGAGCCGUCCCAGAAGCACGCUUGCCACCUAUGAUGCUGGGAUCUGUAUUCUUCGCCGCCGGAAUGUUUAUUCUUGGUUGGACAAGCCCGAAACAUAUUUUCUGGCUAUGUCCUGUUAUCGGAGCGGUCUGUCAGGGUCUGGGUUUCUUCACAAUCUUCCAGGCUGCUCUGAACUACUUAGUAGACACGUUCACGCGAUACUCUGCCAGUGCAAUUGCUGUCAACACUUUCAUCCGCAGUAUCUUUGGCGGCACUUUCCCUCUCUUCGCGACUAUCAUGUAUCGUCGCAUGGGCGUUCCAUGGGCGUCCAGCUUACUGGGAUUUGUCGGCGUUGCCUUGAUUCCAAUUCCUUUCGUGCUGUACAUUUACGGACCAGGGAUCCGGGCUCGAGGUAAAUGGUCAAAAGGUUCUGUUGAAGGGCACGGUCAUUAA
This is a messenger RNA of Aspergillus tanneri, 1350 nucleotides long. Its product is annotated as MFS transporter. Gene Ontology annotation, molecular function: transmembrane transporter activity. NCBI's taxonomy places the organism in Eukaryota, Fungi, Ascomycota, Eurotiomycetes, Eurotiales, Aspergillaceae. The record is from RefSeq and is a predicted model, not a curated record. Gene Ontology annotation, biological process: transmembrane transport. The transcript is spliced from 5 exons. Bases 1 to 1350 code for a protein of 449 amino acids.